AUGGACGGUGCGAGCACCGCACGACAGAGCUCAGCGACGGGAGGUAUCACCAGAGGCACCAAGCGCCGCCGGAUCAGACCGUCUCGAGCCCGUGGCCUGAGAACUAGAACAGGAUGCCUCACUUGCAGAGAGAGACGCGUGAAGUGCGAUGACGGCAAACCCACCUGCCUGCGAUGUUCCAAGUCGCAUCGAAUCUGUCUAUAUGCCUCUGUCGGACACGCAACCGACCCUGAGCCCCCAGGAGCACAGCCAAGUCCGCAGGAGCAGCAGCCGAGCCUUGAUGCACCAUAUUUUGAGGAUACCGGCCCAGCCCCUGCUGAAGCUCCAGUUGCACUCCACGCAAACGAAGCGAUUGAGACGUCGCAAAGUGACCAGAGGCUACCUGGUUUGGACUCUGGUCUCUCAAACUCCCCACUUUCACUCAGCCAGGUGUCCCUGCUCAAUAUCUCCCCAUUGGAAUGGUACGACUUGCUAGCCCGGGAUGCCAUCAGCAACAUUCAACGCCGGAACGACGCUCCGACGGGCGAUCCACGAUGGAAAUUUCCCGAUUUGGCCCUUUCUCGUAGGCAGUCACCAGCUCCUGGUUUAGAGGAUCACUAUGAGCUAGCUGAGAGGCGCCCCGAGCAGCAGCAGCAGGUGCAAGACGACACAAUUGAAGCUUCUCUUGUGGGCCAUCCCCAGGUGCUGGAGCCUUGGAACACAGCGAAUAGGAUAGAAUUAUCGGCAGUAGAUUUUGAAUUCUUUCAAUAUUACAUUGAAGUUGUCGGACCCAUCCUAGACUUGUUCGAUCCCGAUCGACACUUCAUCAAUAUCGUUCCGCAUCUUGCAUUGCGAAAUACAGGGCUCUUGAAGUCCAUACUCGCUGUUGGGGCCAAACACAAGUCUCUAGGUUUGAUCCAUAUAUCGAACGAAGAUACCUCAGGUCAUCAUGCGGCCUCACAGGUGAAUACACCCUCGUCGUUGGCAGCAGCAUCAGCAGCAACGACCGGUCAACCGUCUGAAUCAAACCCGACCCCAGCACACAUGGCAACACACUAUUACUACGAAACGCUACAGUAUCUCUCACAAACACUACUCUAUCCCUCCUAUGCGGACUCCCGAGAAAUCCUCGCAACUGCCACCAUGAUCAGCACGUACGAGAUGUUCGACAUCGACAGCGCCUCAACCAGCGGAGACUGGGAGAAGCACCUACGAGGCUCUUUCUGGAUCCAGCGAUCUCAAGACAACGAUGGUGAGUCUGUGGACGGUCUUAGACGAGCUGUCUGGUGGGCAUGGCUGCGACAAGACAUUUGGGCAGCCUUUCGAGCAGGAAGGCCAACGCUGAGUUUCUGGCGAGCUCGGAAACCUCUCGAGGACCUAGAUCCUGAUGGAUUGGCCACCAGGAUUGUCUAUAUAUGCGGCCAGUGCGUCGCGUACGCCGCGUCAGAUGAGGCAACAGAUCGAGAUCCCAGACCUAGAAUUGGGCACGGGGAUAGACUUCUACGUGCCCUCGAUGAUUGGUAUCGUGUUCUUCCUGCGUCCUAUCAGCCGGUUACUAUCAGCGAAGGUGGCUCGCAGGCAACAUUCCCGUCGAUAUGGAUUCAUCCACCGAGUCACGCAGGAGCAAUGCAGAUGUAUAGUUUUGCACGUGCCAUAGUGCUACUGAAUCAACCUACUAGAGGUGGACUCAAUGCAUACCGUCAGCGCGAGAAGGAACUGACCGACAGUGUCAAGAUGGUCUGUGGAAUUGCGAGCGCUUGCGGGGAUCAUGACUCUGCCAUGGCGUUUGUUAACGUACAGGCUUUGUUUGGAGUUGGCCAGUUUGUUCGGUCGCAAGAGAUGCGUAGCGAGUUGCUCCGUAUCUUGGAGAAGAUGUUGAGAAUUAGCAAGUUCCCAGCUCGGGGGCUUGUUGGUGAACUGAAUAGCUUGUGGCAGGAAUGA
Aspergillus affinis is the source of this 1920-nucleotide messenger RNA. Its product is annotated as Zn(II)2Cys6 transcription factor. Gene Ontology annotation, cellular component: nucleus. The coding region runs from base 1 to 1920 and encodes 639 amino acids. The record is from RefSeq and is a predicted model, not a curated record. Gene Ontology annotation, biological process: positive regulation of transcription by RNA polymerase II. Gene Ontology annotation, molecular function: DNA-binding transcription factor activity, RNA polymerase II-specific; transcription cis-regulatory region binding; zinc ion binding. The transcript is spliced from 3 exons. NCBI's taxonomy places the organism in Eukaryota, Fungi, Ascomycota, Eurotiomycetes, Eurotiales, Aspergillaceae.